Solea senegalensis (Senegalese sole) is the source of this 1501-nucleotide messenger RNA. RefSeq names its product tripartite motif containing 13 (gene trim13). Gene Ontology annotation, biological process: positive regulation of canonical NF-kappaB signal transduction; positive regulation of macroautophagy; innate immune response. Gene Ontology annotation, molecular function: zinc ion binding. NCBI's taxonomy places the organism in Eukaryota, Metazoa, Chordata, Actinopteri, Pleuronectiformes, Soleidae. The record is from RefSeq and is a predicted model, not a curated record.
ACAGCAACAAGCGCCAUGAUUGCGUUGCAGUGUGCGCCUCAGCAGCUGGACACCAUGGAGCAGCUGGAAGAGGAACUCACGUGCCCGAUCUGCUGCGGUCUUUUCGAUGACCCGCGGGUGUUAUUGUGCUCGCACAGCUUUUGCAAGAGAUGCUUGGAGGGACUGUUGGAGGGACACCGAGGUCCAGUUUUCAGAGCGCCGCUCAAAUGCCCCACAUGCCGCAAAGAGACGCCGCACAACGGCGCCAACAGCCUGCAGAUCAACUACUCUCUGCGCGGAAUAGUGGAGAAGUACAGCAAAAUAAGGGUCAUGCCAAAAAUGUCUGCUUGCACACAACACUGCGGCCAGCCUCUGAAUAUUUUUUGCGCCACGGACUUGAAACUAAUUUGCGGUUUUUGCGCAACAACAGACGACCACAAAGGGCAUCGUUUCUGCUCACUGGAGGAGGCUUAUGAGCGGGAGAAGGCGGCGUUUGAAGAGCUGCUCCUCGGGGUGGAGAGCUGGCAGAGCGCCGACAUGCUGUCCUGCCUGGAGACACUACAGAGCAGCAAGAAAAAGGCUCUGCAGUCGGUGACCAAGGACGCGGAGAAGGUGACGGACUACUUCGACAAACUCAUCAGUGCCCUUGAAUGCAAGAAGAGCGAGAUCCUGUCCGACUUUGAAACAGUGAAGCUGGUGGUGAUGCAAGCGUACGACCCGGAGAUCACCAAGCUGAGUGCAGCGCUGGAGGAGCAGAGGCGCGCGCUGAGCAUCGCGGAGUCUUUCAGGAGCGCCUCGGACCCGCUGUGCUUCCUGCAGCAGAUGCAGGAGUUUCGGGAGAAGUUCAGGCUCCUCAAGGAGACCACGUUGCCCUCCAGGAGGGAGAUGGAUGUUCACGUUGUGCGCAAUUUCGAUGUGAAAAAGUGGGAUUCCCUCAGGCUCAGAGAAGUGGACAAGAUCUCAGUCCCCCACGAGAACGGCUCCUACAGAGUGGGAGGCUCACGAACAGGACUGCCCAAAUGGAUCGCCCUGUGUUUUCUUACUUUGCUGCUGCUGCUCCUGCUGCAGCCUCACAGCCUGACAGCGCACAUCCACUCACACUUUGAACCCAUCCUCUCCACAGUGUCCUCGCACCUUGCCCACACUAAUGUUUACUUGCAGGGACUGACUGACAUGUGCGCGGGUUUAAUGGGCGCGGGCCAGGAAUGCAUCAUCUACUUCAUUGACUCCACUGUCAGUUUUGUUGGCAGUUGGUAGUUGUUCUAAUUACUAGCCCGUGGCAUCUCGUGCUCUCACAGAUACAAAAUGUUUCUUUCCACGUGUCUCGUGAGGUGCGCAACACUAUAUUGUCACUUACUUUAUAUGAAACCCUUUCUUUACUUUGUCCUCCUCCAAAACUUCAAAACAGACCCCACUUCUGGUCCUCAUUUACUUUCCACCAUGUGUAAUUUCUUCUUUAUUUUAUUGUAUAUUUAUACUUUAUACAUUCUCUUGAUGAAUAAAAACUGGGAAAUGUAAGUCA